CCGAUCGGCCCCGCAGGAUUGUGGGAAGGAACCAAGAUGGCCGCCUUCUGAGGAGCCUGUGCUGGUUUGAAGGGCUCGAUGGCGGCCACGUUGUUAUGGGCAGCCGGGCGGAGUCUCCUCGGCCGCAGCUCGCUCACUCCUUGCCGACUCAUCGCAACAAAUCCUCCCACAUUCAAGGUGAGGGAGCCCCCGCAGCCCAAACUGGUUGACCGAUGGACAGAGAAACGAGCACUGUUUGGAGUCUAUGAUAAUAUUGGAAUUCUGGGGGAUUUUUUGGCUCAUCCCAAAAACUUGAUAAAAGGCCCAAAGUGGUUGCGUGGAUGGAAGGGAAAUGAACUGCAAAGAUGCAUCCGCAAAAAGAAAAUGGUGGGUGACCGAAUGUUUGUUCAGGAUUACCACAACCUGAAGAAGAGGAUUAAAUAUUUGUACAAACGUUUUAAUCGUACAGGAAAGCAUCGCUAAGUGUAGCUCUUCAAGAACUGUCAUUUGUCUCUUAGUACAUGGUAUAUUUUUCUAACACUGUGCACUACCUGAAGGAAGUGUUCAGUUAUCUCCCUAUUUUGUUUUCUGAUUGUUUCUUAUUUUAUAUCUAUUUUCCCCUUCAUCGUUAUUUUGUAAUGCACUGAAGUUUCAUCCCCAAAGACCAACAUUGGUUUAAAGAUUUCAAGAUAACAUUUGUUGCAGUUACUGUCAUAUUUUUGGUACAUUAAUGCACAGUGGCUGCUAUGUAUGCCUUCCAUGACUAUUUACAUCUCAAAUAUUUGUUCCUUGUAUUUUCUCUGCUUCAUGCUUAUUUCAGAAUGAAAAAAAAAACUAUAAAGAGAAGACAUCUUUGUUAUAAUACAAAUAUCUGCAAAGAUAUCAAUAAUAAAGUAACAAAAAUAAAA
Anolis carolinensis (green anole) is the source of this 887-nucleotide messenger RNA. It is a transcript of the gene mrpl51, whose product is annotated as mitochondrial ribosomal protein L51. The coding region runs from base 79 to 462 and encodes 127 amino acids. The transcript has 3 exons. Gene Ontology annotation, molecular function: structural constituent of ribosome. The record is from RefSeq and is a predicted model, not a curated record. Lineage: Eukaryota; Metazoa; Chordata; Lepidosauria; Squamata; Anolidae. Gene Ontology annotation, cellular component: mitochondrial large ribosomal subunit. Gene Ontology annotation, biological process: translation.